Rotaria sp. Silwood1 is the source of this 104-nucleotide messenger RNA. The record is from the annotation of a GenBank genome assembly. NCBI's taxonomy places the organism in Eukaryota, Metazoa, Rotifera, Eurotatoria, Philodinida, Philodinidae.
AUGCGUGAACAAGUAUCAACUAUACCUAAUGCAGCUCAAUCUGAACAAAAUCGUACCGAUGUUGAUGUGAAUAUAUCAUCACAAUCAUUAACAAAUGAAUCUAC